Molecule: messenger RNA, 948 nt
Organism: Microsporum canis CBS 113480
Lineage: Eukaryota; Fungi; Ascomycota; Eurotiomycetes; Onygenales; Arthrodermataceae
Exons: 3
Coding region: 1-948 (315 amino acids)
Molecular function (GO): serine-type endopeptidase activity
Source: RefSeq, a predicted model, not a curated record
AUGCUCAGCUCAGGGUUCACCAAUGCGCCGGUGACCAAGUUGGCCCUGAUCUUUAUAAUCACUUCGUCGAUCGUAGCGAGCAUAGCAGACGUCAAAUACCUCUUUUAUAUUCAAGUGAACCCGCAUAUAUGGCAGUACCAUCAGCUAUGGCGGUUUCUAAUCUGGCCGCUCUGCUACGUCAAUUCUACGGAAGUUAUGCAGGCAGGAGUGGUUAUCUAUAGUCUACGGGUGAUAGAGCGGUUAUGGGGAUCGAGGAAGUUUGUGAGCUUCAUUCUUAGCACUCUUCCAUUUACGACUCUUCUCCCACCCCUUGUUCUCACACUUGUGGUCCGCCCGCUGUCUCUGAAUACGCUGAACCAUCUCCCCGCUGGUCCGACGGCAAUCAUAUUCGCGAUCCUCGCGCAGUACCACGCUACUAUCCCCACAACAUACAAAUACCGUAUAUUAACCAGCUCGUCAGCCACUUCGGCAUCGUCGUUAGGAUCGUCAAUCACAUUUAGUGAUAAAUCAACAAUCUAUUUCCUUGCUCUUCAGCUGUCACUGUCGCAAUUACCCCACACUAUAUUGCCGGCUUUCAUAGGCUGGGUGGUUGGCUACGCAUGGCGUGCUGAGCUGUUACCUAGCAAGAUAUCAUCGUGGAGGAUACCGGGUCGGUUGUAUGGUGGAUCACCCGAACGGCAGAGACGGCGUGGAGUACCUACACGCAGUGGGGAUGCUUCUUCAUCAGGGCUGGUAGGGGCGGGGAGCAGAGAUCCCGAGCAGUUGGAAGGGCUACGGCGGAGGUUGGAGGGUGAAUCUAGAGCUGCUGCCGUAGCUGUAGCGAAUACAGACACAGAAGGGGGCAGAAGGAGCUCAAGUAGUGCUGGUGGGAGGGUAGGAGUCCAAGAAGAAGAUCAACGAAGGCCGCUGGCUGGGCAGAUAUUAGAUCGGUUUAGGGGAACAUUUUAA